AUGGGGAUUGGGACCUCUCUCUAUCUCCAUUUCUUGCUUCUGGAUCCACUUCCGAAAGUGCAGAAGAUUUUGAGAUGGAAAAUGCAUGGUGAGAGUUUAGAGGUUCUGCAUAUCAUAUCAGACAUGGAUGAGGCUAGAGCAUGUGGAUUGGGAACUGGGGAAGUUCUUUGGCUUUCUCCAUCUGAGUUUGUACUCCAUAUUGGAACGAUGAUGAGGCCAGGAUCAUCAGCUGAGAAGUCUCUUGCAAGAGAAUUAGAUCUUGAAUGA
Molecule: messenger RNA, 267 nt
Organism: Dovyalis caffra
Lineage: Eukaryota; Viridiplantae; Streptophyta; Magnoliopsida; Malpighiales; Salicaceae
Source: the annotation of a GenBank genome assembly